CAUUUUUUUUAAUAAAGAUAAUAAUUAACAAGUUAAAUUAAUUAUUUAUUAAAAAUUAGAGAUUCAAUCCCCAGAUGAAGUUUAAUGUGCUUGUUCAUAAGUAUGAGGAAACAAAAAUGUGUGGCACAAGCAGCUGAGGUCAUCCAUACAAUUGGAAAUGGGGAAUCUGAUGUGCCCCGGGUUACAUGGUUGUGCGAUUUGAGGUUGUUCCUUUGUAGUGUCAUGCUAAAUGCUAAUGCUGUCAAGAACUCGAAAAUGUAUGAAAACUUGAAAAGGGAGAGUGAUAUCAAAUGGCCGUCUCACUGGCAGGGACCUUUGAUCCCUUCAUCUUUAAAUAAGCAUCCCAGCAAGAAGGAAUGGUGGAGAGAAUCUGGGGCGCAGAUUGUACUGGGGCUUUUUGAAAAUAACGAAUGGAAGCUUGCGGUAAAAAUAUAUCAGGGACCACAAAAUAUACAUAAAAAGGCACAUCAAUUUUUGCAGCCUGGCUCUACAAAUCGAUAUGCGCAAGCUAUUAUGUGGAAAGGAGGAAAGGAUUGGAUCUUGGAGUUUCCUGAUAGAAGCCAGUGGGCUCUUUUCGAGGAGAGGCACGAAGAGUGCUAUAAUCGUAACAUGCGUGCUGCUACAGUUAAAAAAUCCGUAUUCCUGGGAACAGCAUUUGUUCGCAGUUCUUCCAAAUGCUUGCGGUGGGUUCAAAAUGAAGUUGAGAUGGCCUUGAAUUCUGCACGGAUCUUAUACGACAUGGAUAGUGAUGAUGAGCAGCAAUGGCCAAUGGCCAUGUUUGAGAAGGUUGCAAAUGUUCAACAGCGUGAUAAUUUCUCAUCUGAAGAAACAAAGGAAUCGAUGGUUGGAAUUGAGCCAAUAGCAAUCAAAACUAUCUAUGAGCAUUGGAGGCAGAAGUGGCAGAGAAUGGGAAUGCCUUUAACCCAACAUCUUCAGCUGUCAUUCUCUUUAGCCCCAUUACAGUUCCCUCACCACUUUCAGGAAGAAGAUCAAAUGGGAUUUGCUUUUGGGGACGAGCAGUAUUUAUAUCCAGCCUAUAACUAUGAAUCUUUUGAUGAUUCCCUAUUAUCUCAGGCAUCACCAAGGGUAUUUUCACGACCAGAUACAGGCAGCAUGGGAUAUUUCUCCAUGGCCUAUGAUGGAUUUGAUAGGAAUCAUCACCAGAAACUUCAAAGAAGCAGUUCAAAGAAAUUUGGGUCUUUUCUACGUUUUAAUGAAAUGCAAAUGUUGGGUUCCUACAAUCAGAGGGACCUAAAACAGUUAGAUGGUUCCGAUAUCUACGAGUCCAGGCUGAGUGGUGCAUCUGCUGCAGCCGGCCAUGCACUUAAUAAUUUAAUAUGGCAAAGCUCAAGAGAGAAAAGGCACAUAGAUUGAUGUUCCGAGCAGAUGCAGCCGUCCACAAGGCUGUGGUUGCUCUAAUGUAAUGACUACUGAUGCAAUUAAAGCUUCCUAUAUAUGUGGAGUCUAAUGACAACCCAAAUGGUGAUGAGUAGGAUGAUGUGGUGCGGAAAUUAGUCAGAGCUUUGAGUUGUGCAAUUGAAGAGUACUCAAGGCAUUGGCAUUGCUUUUGCUUGCUGGUUUUACCAUUUCUUGUUAUGUUUGCCUGGAGCCCUCGUUGAAAGAUUCGAGAGGAAUGUUCUAACUAGAUGAGAGUUAUGGGCAAAAACAGAAGCAGCUCUGCACUUGUUCUUCAUGUUGUUGUUGCGGUUUAGGUAUGGAGCUCUACAGUUUCUCACCGGCUAGUUCUUUUUCCCGCAGCGGGUCAGCACAAUGGUUGUAUUGAUCCUGCGGGUAAGGGUUUGUACGGAAUUGGAAUUUUGGCUGCCGGUUGUUUUGUACAGAUUUUUUGUUAACCUUUUAUCCUCAGUCUUUGAUAGCGAAGUAGCAGUUGGCCAAAAUAAUACAUCCAUUACAGUUUC
Messenger RNA from Rubroshorea leprosula, 1919 nucleotides. Lineage: Eukaryota; Viridiplantae; Streptophyta; Magnoliopsida; Malvales; Dipterocarpaceae. The record is from the annotation of a GenBank genome assembly.